AUGGACAACCACAGCACCCAUGUUGUCUUCUCUUCUAAGCAUGUCAAUGCCAGCCUCGCCGAGAGAAGUCAGCGGAUAAAGAUGGCGGCAGAGAUGGGGCUCGUUCGGUCCUCCCGCGGCCGUCACUGGAGCCGCGCCCUCGGCCGGCGCCUCCUACAGAGGGAAGGGAUAACUGGCUGCGGGUGCAAGAACGCGGCACUGUCGACCUCGUCAAAUGUGUUCGAGGAUUUGGGCGUAAGGGAGAUCGAGGACGACGCGGCGGAGAUAGAGACGCGGGUAAGAGCACUGCAGAGGUUGGUCCCUGGAGGAGAGGAGCUAGGCUUGGAGCGGCUGUUCGAGGAGACGGCCGACUACAUCGAGGCGCUGCAGGGGCAGGUGAGCGCGAUGAGGGCCAUGUCAUGCUUGCUUGAUGGGUUGGAGAGGGAGAAGAGGAUGAUGGGCAAAUGA
Musa acuminata AAA Group (dessert banana) is the source of this 447-nucleotide messenger RNA. RefSeq names its product transcription factor PAR2-like. The coding region runs from base 1 to 447 and encodes 148 amino acids. Lineage: Eukaryota; Viridiplantae; Streptophyta; Magnoliopsida; Zingiberales; Musaceae. The record is from RefSeq and is a predicted model, not a curated record. The transcript has a single exon. Gene Ontology annotation, biological process: regulation of DNA-templated transcription.